Drosophila teissieri is the source of this 356-nucleotide messenger RNA. RefSeq names its product kappaPI-actitoxin-Avd3a-like. Lineage: Eukaryota; Metazoa; Arthropoda; Insecta; Diptera; Drosophilidae. The coding region runs from base 71 to 304 and encodes 77 amino acids. The record is from RefSeq and is a predicted model, not a curated record. Gene Ontology annotation, molecular function: serine-type endopeptidase inhibitor activity. The transcript is spliced from 2 exons.
GCGUCCGGCUUCGUUUUGGUUUCAUACUUUUUUUGCCUUAGUCAGUUGAAGGUUCUUCUUAUUUUUCGCCAUGAAGAUGCUGAUCCUCCUUUUUGUGUUCAUCGCCUUGGCAAGCCAUUCUAUGGCUCUGAAAAAUGAAAUUUGUGAAUUACCCCGCGAUCCUGGUCCAUGCAGGGCAUUUAUUGAACGUUGGACUUAUGAUUCUCGAACAAAAGAAUGCAAAUACUUUAUCUACGGAGGAUGUGGUGGCAACGCAAAUAAUUUUUAUUUCAAGGAACAGUGUAUAGAUAAGUGCGUGGAAUAAUGUCUUUAUCAUAAUAUCUGUAGAAUAAAGAUUGUAUGAGUACGAAACACAA